Messenger RNA from Guyanagaster necrorhizus, 516 nucleotides. Its product is annotated as cytochrome c oxidase subunit IV. Gene Ontology annotation, biological process: mitochondrial electron transport, cytochrome c to oxygen. The coding region runs from base 1 to 516 and encodes 171 amino acids. The record is from RefSeq and is a predicted model, not a curated record. NCBI's taxonomy places the organism in Eukaryota, Fungi, Basidiomycota, Agaricomycetes, Agaricales, Physalacriaceae. Gene Ontology annotation, cellular component: respiratory chain complex IV. The transcript is spliced from 4 exons.
AUGCAAGCUGCCCUUCGUCUAGCACGCCAGCAACGUCGAUGCCUCGUGACGACCGCGAACCCUGCUCACGUCCUCGCAGGCUCUACGAGCGCCGCCGUGCCCAAGCGACCCCUCAUUCCGCUGUCCAACGUCGAGGCCCAAUGGGACAAACUGACCUCGGAGGAGAGAUCGUCGGUGCACGACCAGCUCGAGGUGCUGAUGAAGAAGGACUGGAAAGAGCUGUCAAUUGAUGAGAAGAAGGCUGCUUACUACGUUUCGUUUGGCCCUCAUGGACCCCGUACACCUUCGAGCAAGCCUGGAGAGAACUUCAAGGUCUUCUUGGGUACCGCGGCCCUCCUCGGCGUCACUGGUAUCUUGUUCAUAGGUAUUCGAGCUCUCGCACCUGCGCCUCCCAAGACUAUCAACAAGGAGUGGGAGACUGCGAUGAACGAACGCGGCUUGGAGCAAAAGAUGAACCCUAUCACUGGUAUAUCAUCGGAGGGAUACAAGGGGAAGGGUUUCGUCGUGUCGAAAUAG